AUGGCUUUUGAAAGCUUGUUCUCCAGACCCCCAAACCCAGCCCUUGACAAAAACAUGACAGACUGUGAGCAUGCAGGGGAUGAAAGAGAAGACGGGGAAUUGGAAGAUGGCGAAAUAGAAGAUUUAUGUGUAGAAGAGAAGCCUCGAGGAAUAAAGGAAACAGAAGACCCUGAUGUUAUAAAAACACACAGGAAGUCAACAAAGAGAAAGAGAAAACCAAGGGGAAAAAAGAAAGGAAAACGUCACAGGCGAGAGAAACACAGGCACAACUUUCCUGAAAGUGAUAACAGCUCAGAGUACAGUGGUGAUUCUGAUACAGAGCAUGGAGAAAGGCCACACAAAGAUACUUUGUACAGAGAUUAUGAUGCUCAAUAUUCACAGCAUGGGCCAGGGAGCUAUAUUACAUCCCCAAAUGCAAAGCAUAAGAAAAAUGCAAAUGAUUAUGAUGGUUAUAGUAACUACAGUGAUGGUAACUACAAUGAGGAAGAAGAAGAAGAUGAUUUUACUGAACAGCUGAAACACUACAGACAAGCAAAGGAGAACACAAAUGUGGCUGAACCACCUUUUAAGAAAAACAAUGUCAUAGGAAUUCAGCAAGGAUACGAAGCCAGUGAAGAAGUGGGUAAACUUGAGUCAAGAGUUCAUCAGUCUGCAUACAGUGGAGCACAAAGGAAAGCAGAUCUGCAAAUAUUUUCUGGACAAACGUUGUAUCAAGUCACCCAAAAGGUGUAUUUACCUCAAGAGAAAAUCAGCAAGUUGAUAUCGACAACUCUGUCAUUUCUAUCAAUGACAACAAUUUCAGCAGAGGAAUACCUACGUCUACUACGACUCAUGGUACCAUCCUUGGAGGCCACCCCCUUUGCCAGGUUCCAUAUGAGAGCCCUUCAACACAAUUUCCUAACUUUUUUGAAAAAGAACCACAAAGAUCUUCAGCAGACAAUUCCACUGGAAAUCACGACAAGUGAAAGUGUGAACUGGUGGUCCACACCGGAGAACCUCAAAAAGUGCCAAACUGGGCCUUACCUCAGUAGGUUAAAUCAAGACAAAACCCUAACGUUCUUCACUGACAGCCUGCUAGAAAGGGAUGUUCCGGGAGACCAAUACCCAAAGAAAAAGAAAGGAGGUUUGCCUUCAUUCCCUAGAUGUUGUCAGGGUAUUGUCAACAUGUGUGAAGAGAACCUCUACCUUUCGUUGGUCCGAAUCCUUGUUUGUGAUUCCCUCAGGUCCUCGGGUAGGGACAGCAGCAUCCAAGGCUACUUGGAUUUGUAUCAGAGAGACGAUCAGACCGGCAUACUAAGCUUCCCUCCGGAGGGGGUUUUAAACACAGAAGAAGUACAGCAUGACAAUGAAAAUGGUGCAUCCGAAAUGCAAAGGCAUGGUAUUGUAUUUUUAUGCAGAACAAAGUUUUAUAACCCACCAUACUAUGGAAAUAAAUACCAAGAAUGUUAUCAACCAAUGUACAACUCUGAGCCACUGCCAGAAUCUGGACCUAAUGUGUCACCCUUGCAUCAAAAUCCACCCUUGCAGUCUGUUUCUAAAUUUACUAGCUCCAACCUAACUGGAGUUGUAGCACCUUUUAAUGCAUCUACUUUGCAAAAUCCAGUGAUAAACAACCAGAGAGACGGAUACAAUUUAUCUAGCCCACCCUUUCACCAAAAUACAGAAGACACAACCCAUGUGCAACACACAAACAGCUAUCAGUGUUCACAAAAUACAACCGGAUUCUAUGACAACUACUAUUCCCAACAGGCUGUUCACAAUACCCAAUCCUGCAACACACCAGAAACAACACGGGGCAUUUUAUUUGUAAGUAUGAAUAAAAAGCCGGAUGGAGUAGAACUAAAUCCAAGUCCACUACAAAGAUCAAUUAGCAGAGAUGAAGAUGACAUUUCAAACUGGUACACAAGCAGUGAGGAAGAGGAUGGAAGUGGUGUGACCUCACUUUUAAAAACAUUAAGGAAUAAAGCAAAUAUUGCAAGGAUGAAUUCAAAUGAACAGCAGCCACUGACGAACAAUUGUGAUCCCAGACUGGCAAAAGACAAAGCAGUAAGAAUUCAAGCUUCAGACCCCAGGGUAAAAUGUACUCAGGCACAAAAUUCUGGGAAUCAGGGGGACUCUGUCUCUGCUGAUCGUAGAGUUAUACGUGACCCCAGAAAAUCUGGUGACACUUUGACCAACAGUAAUGCAAAAACUGACAAUGUCCAAGGACACUCUGGAAGCAAGGGCAGUCAUAAAGGAAUAGACGAUGAUGAGGAUGAUGCUGAAAAGGAAUUAAGGGAGAAAGCAGCUAUAAUACCCUUAGAAAUGCUGCCAGGUGUAAAUCUAAGAGAUCCGAGGUGUAAGCUUCGGCAGUUCAGUCACAUUAAAAUGGACAUUUUAUUGACAAAACCAAAUUUUGCUAAACUAAUUGUUUGGGCACCUGAGGAUUUACUUCCUGUUCCACCCCCUAAACCAGAUCAUGUUUCAUCAAUCAAUCUACCGUUACCCCCACUUAUAGCUGAUCAAAGACUUAAUAAAUCAAAGAGUUUGCCAAACGAGUUUAACGAAUCUUGUCAUGAUCCAAGGUUGGAUCCAAGGCUAGAAACAAAAGCUAAGCAGGCAGUUUUAUUGGCAAGAAGCAGCUCAACAGAUCAAAGGGUUUUAAAUGUGACUAUUAAUAAGCUUGGUGAUCCUCGGCUACAAAAGAAUACUCAGUCCAGGUUUCACAGAGCAGCCAGCCAUGAUUUUCAACCUGCAAAUGUUAAAGAUAAUAAUUCUUCAAAGGCAGAUCCUUGUGCAGCAUCAGCAAGACCAGCAUUUUCAACAACAUCCAGUUUAUGUAAAUCUGAUCAAAGUAGUCUUCCACCUUAUGCUCCCAAGCUUUCCUCACCCAACAUUAGGCUGGGGACACCAAGUUCCAUUCUGAAAAGCAUACAUUUGUAUGAUCCAAGAAACAAGGAAACGGUUGCCAUUUCAGACUCCAAGCCCACUAUUAAAGAACCAGAAGAAGAGUCUCAAAAGCAUCUCGAUAAUAUGAGCAUAUUGUGUAAAAUUGAGACGGAAAAUCUGGACAGUUCCAUGCAGCCAGCAUCCUCAACUGAAGAACUUGCCCAGCAAAACACAUUGGAGGAGGUUGAGGAAAACCCUGUUGAUCCUCCAAAUGAAAAAUCGGACAAACCUCAGUCAGUGGAUGAUGCACCUGAGCUACAACCUAGUGCAGCUCCUGCAGUCCAUAGCCUUCCAGUUCAAGCUUUGGCAGGACUCAUGCGACCACAGUAUAAUGAUCCGCGGCAGGUUAAUCCUGCAGCUCAGACAACACAAAUCCAAGAAACUGAUGUCAAUGGAAAACAGGAUGACAAACCACUGAAAGAUGUCUUUAAAACCUUCGACCCAACAGCCUCCCCAUUUUGUUAGUUAUGUCUCCUUAUCUGGAGAUUUAGUUCCUGCUGCCGGCAGGGUUGUGUACUAUUUGAUUGUAAAUUAAUAGCAAACAUUUCUUUUUUGUUUGAACCACACACAGAUGGACUCUUCUGCUUUUUUCCAUUUUUUUGUUGUUGUUGUU
Messenger RNA from Xenopus laevis (African clawed frog), 3541 nucleotides. RefSeq names its product zinc finger CCCH domain-containing protein 6 (gene zc3h6.L). Lineage: Eukaryota; Metazoa; Chordata; Amphibia; Anura; Pipidae. The record is from RefSeq and is a predicted model, not a curated record. The transcript has 13 exons. The coding region runs from base 1 to 3393 and encodes 1130 amino acids.